AUGCCCAUGCGUACACAUAUUCCUAAUAGUGCGGGUCAUCCAAGCUGUAACUGGGUACCGAAUGAGUCAUCUAUCCUUAUUAUUCCAGUCGACCCAGCUAAAAAACACGAGAACCCUAAAGAUUUUGGUAUCGUGUGGGUGGCGAGUCACCACGAUCUUGCCUGUAGUUCACAAACUAGUCUGUAUCAAGAAGAGACACGAAGGUUAAAAACUCUCUCUGAACGAUUUAAAGGUGCGUGUACGAAGUUUUCGUCUAGAACAGACUUGGCGAGGGCGGUGAUGGUAGAAGGCAGAUGUGUGUAUGGAUUUAGAAACAGUAAACAGUUCGAUACAGCCAAAGCUGUCUGUGACUCACAAGGAACCCAACUGAUAGUUCUGAAGACUGAAGAUAAGCAGAAAGCAGCGUGGAAUGCUUUAGGCUCCGAUUUCAGUCAACAUUGGAUGGGACUAAAAAAGAAAGACAACAUUUGGCAAUGGAAAGACUCUGGUACAUGGAUACCAGUGACGUCACCAAGAUGGGAGUAUGAAGAUGAGGGUCACUGUGGCUACACAAUGUCGUCUGAUAACAGGUUUUUAUGGAAAACGGCGUCGUCAGACGCCUGGUACCGACCAGUAUGUGAAGAAUUGACAGAGUCAACACCAGCAGACUCGGCAACAGCUACUACAACACCAGCAGACCCGUCAACAACGUCUACAACACCAGCAGACCCGUCAACAACGUCUACAACACCAGCAGACCCGUCAACAACGUCUACAACACCAGCAGACCCGUCAACAACGACUACAACACCAGCAGAGCAGCAACCUGUUUUAUCCGGUGAUUCAAUGUUCACGCGAGUUGACGUUUUAGAAAAUGUCAUCAAUAUAGACUCGAUCAGUGUAGUGAACAUUAGAUAUUGUAUUUUACGUUGUCUUCGUCGUCCAGACUGCACCGAUAUUGUGUACAAACCAAGCACGCCCAAUUGUAUUUUAACUAAACAAGUUCCAGCAGGGGCUAUCUGUAACACCUUUCACAACAAAAUCAUACGCCCAGUUCGUCUACAAUUAACAAACGACGAUUACACCCGAUUAAAUGUGAAAUUAGUAACGAUUCACGCUAUCAGUAAUAACUUGAUUUUAUGA
Lottia gigantea (owl limpet) is the source of this 1122-nucleotide messenger RNA. RefSeq lists its product as hypothetical. The transcript has 8 exons. NCBI's taxonomy places the organism in Eukaryota, Metazoa, Mollusca, Gastropoda, Lottiidae. Bases 1 to 1122 code for a protein of 373 amino acids. The record is from RefSeq and is a predicted model, not a curated record.